GCUCAUCAUCAUCAUCAAAUAGCAUCCUCGUACUCCACCAGCCUAUUGCCUGUGCGUAGAUGGAACAGAGGGAGCAGCAGAAGGUGGAGGCAUGUUUCAUAUUUUCCUUCAUGUGCAUUCUUCUCAGCGCCUUCAGCAAACUAACAGCUGCUGAGGAACUGAUUCAGGAGCACAGUGUCGUUAUAUAGAAGGUAUCUAAAAUACAUAUCCUGAAGUGUCAUUAGAGCGGAUCGAAGAGGCGCCAGCAACAUUAUUUCCCAGGACCACCAGUGGGAAGAGAUAUUCAGUCGAGGCUCAGGCUUUACACAAACCAAGUGAUGGAUGUGCUUUAAAAUUGUGACAGUGUGAAGGUGGCAGAGUGAGCACAGGGAUGUAAGAGGACCAGUAAAGAUGACCCUGUUGGCGGGCGAUGGCUCCGACUACGACUACAGUGCCCUGAGCUGUGCCUCUGAUUCCUCCCUCAACGGACCCCCCUUACACGAAGAGGAGGCUCGGAAGGGGGCCUUCUACAAGAGGGCGCAACGGGUCCCGGAGCUCAGCUCCAUCCAUGAGAACACCCUGUCCGGCGCCCGCAAACUCCACGCCAUCAUCAAUGUGGGCGGCCUGCGCUACCAGCUGCCCUGGACCACCUUAGAGGACUUCCCCCUGUCCCGGCUGGGCCAGCUGCACCUCUGCAGCAGCUUUGACGAGAUCAUGCGCAUCUGCGAUGACUACGAUGUCACGCACAAUGAGUUCUUCUUCGACCGCAGCCCCUGUGCCUUCCGCACCAUCCUGACCUUCCUGCGGGCGGGGAAGUUGCGCUCCCUCAGGGAGAUGUGCGCCCUCUCCUUCAGGGAGGAGCUGCUCUACUGGGGGGUCCCCGAGGAGAGCCUGGAGUGGUGCUGCCGCCGCCGGCUGCUGCAGCGCGUGGAGGAGUUCGAAGCGAUGGAGAGAGCGGAGGAGGAGGAGGACCUGUUGGAGGAUCUGUUGGAUUCAGACAGUGGACACAGGGAGCACGCAACCGAGUCAAGACUCAAUCGGUGCAUGGCCAAGCUCCGGGAUAUGGUGGAGAGGCCUCACUCGGGCCUGCCGGGGAAGAUCUUUGCUUGUUUGUCAGUACUGUUUGUCACCAUCACCGCCGUCAACCUGUCCAUAAGCACCAUGCCCGCCAUGAGGGAGGAGGAGGAGGCGGGCACAUGUUCCCAGAUGUGCUACAACAUCUUCAUAGUGGAGACGGUGUGCGUGGCCUGGUUCUCCCUGGAGUUCACACUGCGCUUCAUUCAGGACCGCAGCAAGCUGGCCUUCCUCCGGCAGCCCCUGAACCUGAUCGACGUGGUGGCCAUCCUUCCGUACUACAUCACCCUGGUGGUGGACAGCACCUCCUAUGGGGAGAAGCGCCUGGGCUCUGGCAACAGCUACCUGGACAAAGUAGGCUUGGUGCUCCGCGUCCUGAGAGCCCUGCGCAUCCUCUACGUGAUGCGACUGGCUCGCCACUCUUUGGGCCUGCAGACUCUGGGCCUAACCGCCCGCCGCUGCACACGGGAGUUCGGACUGCUCCUUCUCUUCCUGUGUGUAGCCAUCGCACUCUAUUCCCCCUUGCUGUACUUGAUUGAGAACGAAAUGGCCGUCACGCAAGAGUUCACGAGCAUCCCCGCCACCUACUGGUGGGCCGUGAUCACCAUGACGACUGUGGGCUACGGGGACAUGGUGCCGAGGAGCAUCCCAGGUCAGGUGGUGGCUCUGAGCAGCAUCCUGAGUGGGAUCCUCCUCAUGGCCUUCCCCGUCACCUCCAUCUUCCACACCUUCUCGCGCAGCUACGUGGAGCUGAAGCAGGAGCAGCAGCGGCUGCUGCAGAGGAGGACACACUUCCUGCUGCGCAGCCGCAUGGCCGGCCUAGGCAGCAACCUGUCCUUAGAGAGUGACGUGCUCUUCCCUAUGGGGGCGUCUGACGUCAGAGGCAAGGACAAGUGAGACUGCUGGACAGGGAAGGACAUGCAAACUGGGAGUGGGAUAGGAAGAGAAGAAGAGGGAGGCUACAAAAGAGACUGAAGGUGUGAAGAUAAGAGAGAAAGAGAGCAGGACAGGAAUGAG
This is a messenger RNA of Etheostoma cragini (Arkansas darter), 2070 nucleotides long. It is a transcript of the gene kcng1, whose product is annotated as potassium voltage-gated channel, subfamily G, member 1. Gene Ontology annotation, cellular component: membrane; voltage-gated potassium channel complex. Lineage: Eukaryota; Metazoa; Chordata; Actinopteri; Perciformes; Percidae. The coding region runs from base 391 to 1950 and encodes 519 amino acids. The transcript is spliced from 4 exons. Gene Ontology annotation, biological process: regulation of delayed rectifier potassium channel activity; protein homooligomerization; potassium ion transmembrane transport. The record is from RefSeq and is a predicted model, not a curated record. Gene Ontology annotation, molecular function: delayed rectifier potassium channel activity.